UUCGUCACCCGUUUGUGUAUCAUAACUAUGUGCGUUUUUGAUUAGUUGUCAUUUUGUCGUCUGAUUCGAGGGCAGAAGUGCAAGCAUAGAAAUGGGUCUUACAAUUUCCAGCGUUUUGACCAGACUUUUUGGUAAAAAGCAAAUGAGAAUACUGAUGGUUGGUUUAGAUGCAGCCGGUAAAACUACUAUCUUGUACAAGCUGAAACUUGGAGAAAUUGUAACAACAAUCCCUACUAUCGGGUUCAACGUGGAAACAGUAGAAUAUAAAAAUAUUUGUUUCACGGUUUGGGACGUUGGUGGCCAAGACAAAAUUCGCCCACUAUGGCGCCAUUAUUUUCAAAAUACACAGGGACUAAUUUUCGUAGUCGACUCCAACGAUCGCGAACGAAUUGUGGAGGCAGAGAAGGAACUGCAAAGUAUGCUACAGGAGGAUGAGCUACGAGACGCCGUUUUGCUAGUUUUUGCGAAUAAACAGGACCUGCCAAACGCAAUGACUGCGGCUGAGCUUACUGAUAAGUUACAUCUUAACCAGCUGCGGAACAGACAAUGGUACAUUCAGGCGACUUGCGCAACGCAAGGUCACGGUUUGUAUGAAGGUCUAGACUGGCUGUCAAAUGAACUUGCAAAAAAAUGAUUCGUUACUUUUACGGCAACUAACAAACAUAAUACGCUGGCCGGGUUGUUUUUGUCAUAAACAGCUGUUUACUUUUCCACAAACACGAAUAAUUAUACGAAAGGGAAUAAUAAAACAAAUCUGUAUGUUUAUGUUGGCAUUAUUCUAUAGAUAACAUAAUCUAUGAAACCAAACGAACGUAAAUUUCAUUUGAAUAUUUGAAAAGCGUAGCAAUUUUCUAAUUUGCACGUGCAAACAUCUACAGAAAAAUAUCAAACAAUUAGAAAGCAUACAGAAACUUUAUAUUAUUUGUAAUUUUAGGUAAUAUUUUACUGUAAUAAAGAGAAAAAAAUUAA
This is a messenger RNA of Toxorhynchites rutilus septentrionalis, 969 nucleotides long. It is a transcript of the gene Arf102F, whose product is annotated as ADP-ribosylation factor 2. Gene Ontology annotation, cellular component: cytoplasm; plasma membrane. Gene Ontology annotation, biological process: vesicle-mediated transport; intracellular protein transport. Bases 92 to 634 code for a protein of 180 amino acids. The transcript has 3 exons. Gene Ontology annotation, molecular function: GTPase activity; GTP binding. The record is from RefSeq and is a predicted model, not a curated record. Lineage: Eukaryota; Metazoa; Arthropoda; Insecta; Diptera; Culicidae.